Messenger RNA from Daldinia vernicosa, 2421 nucleotides. Its product is annotated as glycoside hydrolase family 16 protein. The record is from RefSeq and is a predicted model, not a curated record. The transcript has 3 exons. NCBI's taxonomy places the organism in Eukaryota, Fungi, Ascomycota, Sordariomycetes, Xylariales, Hypoxylaceae. Bases 567 to 1943 code for a protein of 458 amino acids. Gene Ontology annotation, molecular function: glycosyltransferase activity; hydrolase activity, hydrolyzing O-glycosyl compounds. Gene Ontology annotation, cellular component: fungal-type cell wall. Gene Ontology annotation, biological process: carbohydrate metabolic process; fungal-type cell wall organization.
ACAACAUCACGCGUCCUCAUGGAAAUAAAGGAGGACAGGUUUGAAUAAGGGGCUUUCUAUGCUUUUUUCUUGCCAUCGUCCAUCCGUUCAUUCACUUAUCCAAUCCAACCUCUGUCACUCAUUAAUACCUCUUAUCAAUUAGUACCAAUAAUUUAAAAAAUUGCGCACCAAACACUCCUUCAUCACUCUGCUGUCAACGUCAACCACUUGAAACAACACCCACGAUCCUUACUCCUUACCUACCUAAUCGGCAAAUCGGCAUUAUAACUUAUAUAACCUAUAUAUCAUCUUUGCUAUCUAAUACCUAACUCGAUCUAUCAUCACCGCUUCAAAUCUAGAAACCGGUCUACUUACCACUGGAGACUAUGCGGUCGACGAGAUAGUCCCGUAGUAGGUUGCAGCAAUUUAUAGAGUUAUCUACUCACGACCCCUUGGCUGGUAUAACGGGGUCACCACAUUCGUUUGGCAUCAAUACUACCUUUUACUAGGUAGCUGACUUAUUCGACUAUAUUGCUUCACUGCUUAAUUAUCACGACCCGAGGCCCAGCCCUCGAUCAUCUAUCACGAUGCCGGCUAAAUCAUAUUUGAUGCUAGCCGCCGCGCUAUUCUCUUCCGUGUUCGUAUCUCCUGUCGCCGCUCAGCUAUACACCGAUUGCAAUCCUUUGAAUGCGACCUGCCCAUCGGACCCGGCUCUCGGGACAAGUCAUAUGUUCAACUUCAAUGCUACACCACCGGAAAAUGUGUUCAAUUUGACUGCCGGAACCGUCGAAUACGAUGCUGAUACAGGAGCUGCCUUCACAAUGCGCAAGAAAGGAGAUUCGGUAACCCUGACCUCGAAUUUUUAUUUCUUCUUUGGAAAAACAGAAGUGCUCUUAAAAGCAGCAUCCGGUACUGGUGUGAUCAGCUCCAUUGUUUGGUCUUCCGAUGUUCUCGACGAGGUCGAUUGGGAAUUCAAGGGAGGGAAUUCAACCCACGCGUUUUCUAACUACUUCGGAAAAGGAAGGCAAGACUGGCAAAACGGAGGAGAUCAUCCCGUCACAGGCGGGGUGCUGGACGAUUAUCACAACUACACUUGCGUGUGGACCAAGGAAAAACUAGAGUGGUGGCUAGACGGCGUACUCACCCGUACGCUAUUACCCAAGAAUGCCAAUAACACAGACAACUACCCCCAAACGCCGAUGAAGCUCAGUCUCGGUAUUUGGGCCGGUGGUGAUCCGGACGCGUCUCAGGGAACUAUUGAUUGGGCUGGUGGACUUGUGGAUUACUCCGAACCGCACACGAUGUACGUGAAGAGUGCUUUUGUCGAAGACUACUCUUCCGGCAAGGAGUAUACCUACAGCGACCAUAGUGGGACUUGGGAGAGUAUUAAGAUUACGAGCGGCAACUCCACGGCGUAUGAGAAUAUCAACAAGGUACCAGAGAAGUCACUUUCUGAGAAAUGGAAUGAGCUCCCUUCUAGCACCAAAGCUGGCGUUUAUGCCGCUGCAGGUGGAGUUGGCGCUAUUCUUUUGGCCGGUUUGAUCUUCUAUUAUUUCAAGCAGAGACGUCGUGGUCAGCAAGAGGCUGCUCUUGCGGCUCAGCAACUUGAACAAGAACGUGUAGAGAUGGAGAGGUUCAAGAGGGGAGGGGGAGAUCCUGACGCACUCGCUUUCGACGGGGCCGAAUACAAUUCCAAGAGCGGAAUGGCUGCUACGCCGUACGGCAUGUCGGAUUCACCUCCGGGAAGUUCUGCCGGUGCACCAGAAAAAACUUGGGAUCCGACAGGCUCAAGUGGCGCUGCUGCCAUGCCACUACUUCGUGACGAUACGAUGAAUAAUUACAGAGAUAAUCCAGGUUCAGGCCCGGCUCCUCAAAUUCCGGCCCCAACUUCUACAUCUCCGGUCAACCGUAGUUUUUCCCCCUCUAACGCACCUGGGCAAACGGGAUCUCCGGGAGCCCGAUGAUAGGGCUGGAUUAUAAUGGCUAGACGAGGUGGACUUUAAUAUUUGCUGUCGCUGGGUUUACAAGGAUGGGAAGCUGACUAGGUAGGUAGAUAAAUAGAUCUGGUGGGGAUAAUUGCGAGAUAUUUGCGUCGAGAACUCGGACAAAAGAGUUGGGAAUAUGCUGUGGCAAAAGAGAUAUUCCCUUUUCGGCUGGCUACGAUAGGAUCAUGGAUGCUAUUUAAUCUUUCAAUACCCCAAUAAUUGGAUAUACUGACAUCUAUGUAAAAUUUACAUGACAUGAAAGACCACAUUUCUGUAAUUCUAGUCUAUGCUAAAACGCAAUCGCCUUAAUUGUCAUUUGGGUGAUACACUAUCGAGUCUCCUAUCUAGUCGAUUUCACGAACGACAUUAGAAUCCCCAGGUACUAUACGGAAGAUGAAUCAAAGAUAGCACGAGAAGCAAGUACGAAGAUAUCUCCCCAACGGUUCCAGUUUAAAAG